Messenger RNA from Cucurbita moschata (crookneck pumpkin), 3159 nucleotides. Its product is annotated as putative disease resistance protein RGA3. Lineage: Eukaryota; Viridiplantae; Streptophyta; Magnoliopsida; Cucurbitales; Cucurbitaceae. Gene Ontology annotation, biological process: defense response to other organism. Gene Ontology annotation, molecular function: ADP binding. The record is from RefSeq and is a predicted model, not a curated record. The transcript has 4 exons. Bases 1 to 3159 code for a protein of 1052 amino acids.
AUGGGGUUUCUAUAUGCUUCAUUCCAACGCUCACAAAUUCUUUCGAAUUGCAAACUUUCAGAUUUCAAGGAUACAAACAUGGCAGAAUUCCUGUGGACCUUUGCCGUACAGGAAGUGUUGAAGAAGACGGUGAAGCUGGCGACCGAGCAGAUCGGCUUGGCAUCAGGAUACGAGGAGGAACUCUCUAAGCUGAAGGACUCUUUACUCAUGGCGCAAGCCAUCUUAAGGGAUGCUGAAAGAAUGAAGACAAACCUUGAAUCCCAGAAGCAAUGGGUGAAGCAGCUUGAAGAUAUCAUCUUCGAGGCUGAUAUUUUACUCGAUGAGCUUGCUUAUGAAGACGUUCGACGCAAAGUGGAAAUCGAAAAAUAUAAGGUGGUACGUAAUUUCUUUUCAUUCUCCAAAAAUCCCCUUGCUUUUCGUCUCAAAAUGGCAAAUAAAAUCACAACUAUGGCUAAAAAUUUGGCCGACUUUAAUUCUACACAAAGUCCAUCGGGAUGUGUUGCUACAAUAUCUAAUGAAGCUGAAAUUGAUCUUAAUCAAACUCGAGAGACAGACUCAUUUCCAGAUGAAAUUGGAGUUAUUGGAAGGGAAUCUGAAGUAUCAAAUAUAUUGGAUAAACUACUUGCCCUCAAUAACCAAAAAACUCUAGUUGUUUUACCCAUUGUUGGUACCGGUGGGUUAGGAAAAACAACUCUGGUGAAGGAGAUUUUCCAUCAUGAAACCAUAAGGAAGAAUUUUGAUACUUUUAUAUGGGUAUGCGUGUCUCAUCCUUUUAAAAUCAACAAAAUUUUAAGAGCAAUCCUGAAAUCCUUGAAUCCUAAGCUUGAUGGCUCAGAUGAAAAGGAAGUCAUUCUUCUGAAGCUCCAAGAUCUACUGAGUGGAAAAAAGUAUUUUCUUGUGCUUGAUGAUGUUUGGAACGAGGAACCCAUUCUCUGGACUGAGUUGAGGGCUUGUUUACUAAAGAUCAAUAAAAAUAUGGGAAGUGCUAUAGUUGUGACUACCAGAAGUGAUAAAGUUGCAGAAAUUAUGGAGACAAAAUACAGACAUCAUUUGAGUCCAUUACUAGAUGAUCAUUGUUGGUCGUUAUUUGAAAAAUGUGCAUUUGAAAGUAAAUUACCAGUAAUUUCUGAUGUCAUUCAAGGAAAACUUGUUAAAAAAUUUGGUGGCAUACCAUUGAUUGUGAAAGUGUUGGGAGGAAUGGUGAUAUCAUGCAAGAAUGAUGAGGAAUUGCAAUCGACUUUGGAAAAGCUAGUGAGAAUUGAAUUGUCAAAGGAAGAUCUUAUUUUAUUCACAAUCAAAUUAAGUGUGGACCGUCUACCAUCUUCUUCAUUGAAACAAUGUUUUACCUACUGUUCAAAUUUUCCACCCGACUUUUUCUUCGAUAAAGAAGAACUUGUUCAAAUGUGGGUAGCACAAGGGUUUAUUCAGAUACCCAAUGGAAGCAAUGUAACAAUGGAGGAUAUUGGAGCGAGAUAUUUCGAUAUUUUGUUGUCUCGCUCCUUGUUUCAAGAUGUUGUCAAGGAUGAGAGAGGAAAAGUUGAAUAUUGUAAGAUGCAUGAUCUUAUAUAUGAGGUCGCAUGUGCUAUUUCAAAUGAUCAACAUUGGAGAGAGGACCUUGUAACAGAUGGAAAAUCUCAUGAUGAUGAAGUUCUUUUGAUCCGUCGAAGAAGAAGAACAGUUUAUUGUUGUGAAAAUGUACCAUUUGGUAAUCAAGUUAAGAUCACUAACUUCAUUUACUUGCGGGUUUUAAUUAUUAGUGGUGAGUUUGUAACUGAAUUGCUUGAUACAAUUGGUAAAUUGAAACAUUUGAGGUAUCUUGACAUUUCAAAAUCUGGAAUAAGUGAGCUCCCAAAAUCAAUUGUUUUGCUUUACAAUUUACAGUCUUUGAAGCUUCGAAGGGGUAUAAAGCUUCCAAGGAAGUUGAGAAAGUUGAUCAACUUAAGGCAUUUAGAAUUUGGUUGGUGUAAUUUAAAUCAAAGUCAUCAGAUGCCUAAACAUUUAAGUGGAAUGACUCAACUUCAAACGCUUUCUAUUUUUGUAGUUGAGUCUGAUGAAGGAUAUAAGAUUGAGGAGCUUGGACCUUUAAAAAACCUUAAAGGUCAAUUAAGUCUUCUACAACUCGAGAAAGUCAAAAGUAAAAAGGAGGCCAUGGCUGCAAAUUUAGUUGAGAAGGAAAACAUUACUAAUCUAUCUUUUGAAUGGAGUUUUAGUAGAGAAGACUGUGUUGACAAUGAUUUGAAUGUGUUGGAAGGGCUUCAACCACACAUAAACCUUCAAGCAUUGAGUAUUGUUCACUUUGCAAGUGAACUUAUGCCUAGUGGUAUUUUUGUUAAAAACUUAAUUAAGCUUCGGCGAGUUUUGCAUAAGAUAGGUGUAAAAAGUAUUGGAGACGAGUUUUACAGGAAUUAUCGCGACAGUAAAAUUUUAUUUCCUCAAUUGAAAGCAUUUGAAAUUUCGAAUAUGGACACUUUAGAGCAAUGGAAACAUGUUGGUACUGUGACGAAUAGUACAACUUUUCCUAAACUCGAAAGCUUAACCAUUCAUUCUUGUCGCAAACUAACGAAUAUUCCAAACAUUUUUGCAACGCAUAGCCCGAGGUUGGAAGCUGACACUAAUGUUGUAGCUCGCUCGAAGAUUUUUGCAUAUGCAACUUUUGUGAUGAUAUUUCCUUUCCAAAUUUGCAAUAUAUGCAAAAACUCGUCUUCAUUAGAAAUUGAAAACUUUCAUAAUUUGAGAGAGGGGCUCGACGGUAUUCAUAACUUGAAAACAUUGAAAGUUAAAGGGCCAAUGGAGGGUCAUGAUUGGAGUCGAUUCAUGCCCUUCAAUUCACUUGAAGUUCUUAAGUUGCAUGAAACAGGAACUAAUAGUUUAACACAACUUCCUCGACAGCUUGAGCUCCUCACUUCAUUAAGAUCCUUGCAUAUUGAGAGUUUUAAUGGCAUUGAAUCUUUGCCAGAAUGGUUGGGGAACAUUACAUCUUUGGAGACGUUGAAAUUAUGGUAUUGCAGAAAUUUGAAAAAUUUGCCCUCGAAAGAAGCUAUGUCAAAUCUAGCUAGAUUGAAUUGUUUGGAAGUGUAUGAAUGUUCCCAGCUUGAAGUUGGUGACGGUAGUGUUGAACGGGAAAAGGUUUCGCAUGUACCCGAUGUUCAUGUAUUCUAA